GUCUUAGAGGCUAGCUGUGCUGCAAAUGACCUUUAAUGUUGGCACCUGCGGAGCUAAGCUAUCAUCUCAAACUUGUGGCUCUGGGAGCGUCUGAGGUGCGGUCCAAACCGGGUUGCAGAUACAAAAUACAGUAAUUCCACCUGUGCGCUCCACCCUUUCAUGUCCCUGGGGUGUCAGAAGCCUCGCAAGCAGGGAGACUUCCUUUGUAGAGCGCUCCAGGGUUAAGAAUUCACCCAAAUUGACAUCUAUGGGGGCGCGGUGUGUGUGUGUGUGUGUGUGUGUGUGUGUGUGUGUGUGUGUGUGUGUGUGUGUGUGUGUGUGUGUGUUGGGGGGGAUACUCUGCCUCUGUCCUUCCACAGUAUAUGCAUCCACCUUUCUAUCUCCGGUCUUUCUGCGCCCUUAAGGCACUUCUGAGCCACUAAAUAGUCCAAGGGAGGGUCGAUCAGUCUUUCAGUCCCUUUAUGUGAUGCAGACUCUGGAGCUUGUGUGCAAAUGCCCACGGAGAGAAGUACUCGCUGCCAAGAGCUGGGAGGAGGGCAGAGAAAUGGAAGUAAACGCUGAAGGCAAGUAAAAUUGCCCGCUGACACAUCACCCAAGCUGCCCUGUCGUGUUCUUGUGUCACUUCAGGGUCCCCGCGAGUCUGUUCCUGCAACCCCAUUGCUUCAGAGCUUCCCUCCUCAGGAAUCCCCAUGCCUCUGUGCUCCAGGUCCAGACCCUCCCACGCUGACCUUCCAUUACUCUCUACUCCGUCUCUUUUUCUUUUUGUCUGGUUUUGCUUCCCUCGUUCUUUCUUUUACGCUGGGUGGCAGUUGGUAUAUGGAAAUCUUAGGAUGCUCAGUCCCUCCAGCAUAAGCAGCCAGCAACACAAACACACACCCCAAAGCUCUUCUGUACACACACGCAUUAGCGUUCCAGCGCCUGGUCACCUUUGGGCAUUCCCUCAGCAUCUGCAGCUUCUGUCAUCAUUGCUGAGGCUUCUGCCUCAGCCCAGCUGAAUGGAGAGAGGGAGCUGAUCCUACUCCCCGGAGAAACCUCAGGACAAUCAGGCAGACCUUGGGAAUUUGAGGUAGAAGUGCAGUGGAGAGACUGCUGGGGCAGUUCAAAGAGGUUUAAAUGUUUCUUUGGCCACUUGACUACUGAACACAAAAUGAAUAACUCAACAAACUCCUCGAACAAUGGCUUGGCUAUUACCAGUCCUUACAAGACAUUUGAAGUGGUAUUUAUUGUCCUUGUGGCUGGAUCCCUCAGUCUGGUGACCAUCAUUGGGAACAUUCUGGUCAUGGUUUCCAUUAAAGUCAACCGCCACCUUCAGACUGUCAACAAUUACUUCUUGUUCAGCCUGGCCUGUGCUGACCUCAUCAUAGGUGUUUUCUCCAUGAACUUGUAUACCCUCUACACUGUGAUUGGUUACUGGCCUUUGGGACCUGUAGUAUGUGACCUUUGGCUAGCAUUGGACUAUGUUGUCAGCAAUGCCUCCGUUAUGAAUCUCCUCAUCAUCAGCUUUGAUAGAUACUUCUGUGUCACGAAACCUCUGACCUACCCAGUUAAGCGGACCACAAAAAUGGCAGGCAUGAUGAUUGCAGCUGCGUGGGUCCUUUCCUUCAUCCUCUGGGCCCCAGCCAUUCUCUUCUGGCAGUUCAUCGUAGGGGUGAGGACUGUGGAGGAUGGGGAGUGCUAUAUUCAGUUCUUUUCCAAUGCGGCCGUCACCUUCGGCACUGCCAUUGCAGCUUUCUAUCUGCCUGUCAUCAUCAUGACUGUGCUCUAUUGGCAUAUAUCCCGGGCAAGCAAGAGUAGAAUAAAGAAGGAAAAGAAGGAACCUGUGGCCAACCAAGACCCAGUAUCUCCAAGUCUGGUGCAAGGAAGAAUUGUAAAGCCAAACAAUAACAAUAUGCCUGGUGGUGAUGGCGGCCUGGAACACAACAAGAUCCAGAAUGGCAAGGCUCCACGGGACGGCGUGACUGAAAACUGUGUUCAGGGGGAGGAGAAAGAGAGCUCCAAUGAUUCGACGUCAGUCAGUGCUGUGGCCUCCAAUAUGAGAGAUGAUGAGAUAACCCAGGAUGAAAACACAGUUUCCACUUCGCUGGGCCACUCCAGAGAUGACAACUCUAAGCAAACAUGCAUCAAAAUUGUCACCAAGGCCCAAAAGGGUGAUGUGUGCACCCCAACGAGUACCACUGUAGAACUAGUUGGGUCGUCGGGUCAGAAUGGGGAUGAAAAGCAGAACAUUGUAGCCCGCAAAAUCGUGAAGAUGACCAAGCAGCCUGCCAAAAAGAAGCCUCCACCAUCCCGGGAAAAGAAAGUGACCAGGACAAUCUUGGCUAUCCUGUUGGCUUUCAUCAUAACGUGGGCGCCAUACAAUGUCAUGGUGCUCAUCAAUACUUUCUGUGCACCCUGCAUCCCCAAUACAGUAUGGACAAUUGGCUACUGGCUCUGUUACAUCAAUAGCACCAUCAAUCCGGCCUGCUAUGCGCUUUGUAAUGCCACCUUCAAAAAGACUUUUAAGCACCUCCUCAUGUGUCAUUACAAGAACAUAGGCGCUACACGGUGAAAAGACCAUCAAAAGAAGAAAUGUGGUCGAGUGUGUCUUGGGGAAGAACAGAGACAAGAAAGCUGUGUUUAUAGUGACCUGCCAUUUCACUUUACAGUCUUACUGCAACAUGAAAGUAAGGAGUUUUAGAGAGACACUAUCAUUGUGCCCAUGCUCCAUUUUGGGAAAAAUAAAUUAAUAAACCUUCACCUUAUAAACCCUGUCAGUUUAGGAGCACCGAGAAAAUGAAAGAGGCAUGCUGAAACUGCAGAUCUAAGGAAAAAUCUCUACUGUCUCCUGCUCUCUUGAAGAAGGGCGUCAGAGUCUACAAUUUCAUGUCUCUGCACAAGAAGAAUAACCUAGUCUAUUUGUUGUUUCUUUCUGUUGUUCCCCUGUGUGGCGGUGAGAAAGAAAUGACACAUUCCAUGCUAACACAGAGACCUACAUGGAAAGAAGCAGGCACUGUACAAUGAGAGAGAAGAAGAAAGAAAAUCAAAUAGGAUGCAGAGAUGGUCUGCAGAGCAGCGAGCAUAUCCUCGGCUGUGCUGUGCUCUGAUCUGAAGGAUUUCAACACAACAACUGCUUAUUUCUUCUCUCUUCCCCUUUCCCGUCAUGGAAAGCAAGAAAGCAAAACAACAAAAGCCCAACUAGGCCAUACUAUUUUUUUCUACUAUUUUUGUAGUUUCUGGUUUUAUAUUAUAUAUGGAUAGUAUCUGCAGGACUUCUAAAUCUGGCCAGAGUCACCCAUGAAAAUGGACACUCUGCCACUCCCCACUGUGUUGUUGCAUUCUUUGAUGGUGUACAGACCUGUAAGGAUUUCAUUCACUUGAGUUCCUCUGUGUGGGAAAUUUUUACCCACCUGAUUUUCUUCUCAACAAACCCAUUUUAACAAUGUUGUCUGCCUAAGACAUAAAUACGCUUGGGAAACCAAAGUCAUUUAAACUUAAUUUUUAAUCACAUUAGAAAAUGGUCAGUCUAGUUGGAGAGAGUUCACCGAGGCCAGACGAAAUUUGAGAUGAGAAGACAGAAGGUCAGAAGAGCGAUCUGUUUGAACUUGAACCUGCCUGACCUAUGUGCACAAUGUUAACGUGUACAACAUGAACUCCUGACAUUGUCAGCAGGAAUAUGAUGUUGCUUUGCUCAUUUGAGUCUCAAUUAGUUCACUGUGACAUUACUAUCCAAUGUCUGUUAGCAGAUGGUACUCAAAUUAUACUCAAAUGAAGUUUUCUAUAAUCAUAUUAAGACACAGGGGUGGGGAAAUGGGUCAUGCAAAAAUAUUUACUAAUACUACCUGUUCCAUGUUCUUCCAGUUGUCUUCAAAUCUCUGUAAGAUUAUAUUGCUUCAAAAUUCUUUGUGGCUUCAACAUAGUGGAUAACCAAAAAGAGGCAAAAUAUGCCCACAGAACCUGAUGGAAGAGUACAUGUGAUUCUCGCCAUGCCAUUUCCCACAGACUAAUCUAACCACGAAUAGCUGUCACAGAAAGGAUUGUUAAACGGUAACACUAAACACAAAAGGUCAAUGUAGAAAAAUCCAUACUGGACACUCUAAAAUAAUGCGGAAUCAUACCAAUCUACAUUAACUAGUUAUUUUUGUCUUCACAUAAUUUCUUCUAUUAUACAUUACAGUAUUAUGGUCAGAUUUUUCCAAGUCUGGGCCUAAUGGAUAGAAAUUGAAGUUCUAAAUUCUUCUAUAAAGUUCAGAUAUUCGCUGAUGCACUUUGAUUCCCUCUCUGCCAUUCCACGAGUAUCACAAGGCAGGUUCGUCAGCGUAAAGUCCUAAGAGUUAUCAGAACCAUUUUGUCUGACUGCAUGGCAGUAACGUCUCAGCAAGUGGGCGAUAAAGGAUAGAACGGCAGCAACAGCAACAUUGUAAGCUAAAAAGAAACAAGUUGCUAAUAAUAUAUUUAACCUUUAUGAACAGAACUUAUUGUUUGAGCAAUUUCAGUCGGUUUUAACCUCAAAAACUCCUAUCUAUAAGACAUAGAAUCGGUUCAGAUUAGUUUAGUCUAUAAUUAGUUGACUGAGUUCCCUUAGUUCAGAAUUACUAAAAUGUAAAUUCACUUUAUGUUGUUUCUUCGAGUAAUUGAGUGGAGAAGACUUCGAUCCAAUGGAUUUCUUGGUUUCCUGUAUGGAAUGUUAACAAUCUGUGUUAUACACUAUUGAGAUGCAGACGUGGCUUCCUUUAGCCCAACACUUUGGAGGCCAGGAUUCAUUGUCUAUCUCUGUUUGCUUGAAGCCCAACCCACCACGAGCCAAUCUUUGUCUUGUUCUGUGUCUCAUAGUACUUUUUUCCUUGGUUCCUUCUGUGCCUGGUAAUUUGCCGCAGCGGCCACAACUUCAUUAAGAGAGAAACUGUCAAGUUCAAGAAGGAAAUGAAGGUGGUCUAACAUACCACAGAAAUUUUCUCAAAAGAAUCAGAAAAAAGGGAAGUACAUCGGCAUGUUUGGAAGGGGGAUGCCUUCAAAGAUCUUUCUUUACUGUUGCUGUCUUUGCCUUUUUUUUUUUUUUGACUCUCGAACAGAGGCAGUUUUUACCCUAAGGACACUUAGUGAUAGGUAGGGCCAUUUUGAUUGUCACAACUGGGAAUAGGCAUUUGUAUCUAAUAAGAAGGAGCUUUGAAAGCACAAGCUAUGCUCCGCCCCAAAAUGAUUUGACUCAAAAUGGCAAUGACACCAGGACUGAGAGAGACUAGUUUAUAUUUAGGGAUUUCCGUAGCUUUCCUUCUGAAUCCUCCAUCAUUUGAACAAACAAAUGAAAAAGAUUAAUGCAAUUUGCUUUCUGGUUAGAACAAAGCAAAGCUCACUCGUCAGCCAUCACAUAUUCUCCCGCACUAAUUAGGAGUUGAAACUCACUGAGAAGAGCACAGGCCACACCUGCGUAUGGAAACCAGCAGCUUUCACACACCUUGAGCACUGCAGCAUCUCAGUGCCUGGCUGUGGAAGCACAGCCCCUACUGGAGAGGCUGAAGCUUUGUCCAGGAACAUCACUGCUUCUAGUCUGAUCGGUUUCUACUGGAGACGUCACUUCUUUUCCUUUCCAACUAAUGAAGAGCCCUUUAAAGAAACGGUCUGACUCAUCUCCUUUGCUUUCACUAGAAAUGUCAGAAGCUGUCAAGCCUUUAUUGUUUUUCUCCUCAUAGCAAUAAUGUAAAUAUCCCAGAGUGGUAGGAUAAAAAGAGAAGAUGUAUGAAAAGACGAGCCAGCUCACUUCUAAAGAAAUGAUUGCCUCUUGACCAAGUCAUGAUUACCUUAAUGACAUACCCCAAGUGCUGGGACAGGGUCACCAGUAUAGUAUGCUACAAAGGGUAAGAAAAACCAUCUGGCUUAAUUUAUGGAAUCUUGAAUCAAUACCAUGUCCUUCUGCUUUCUGCCUACUCAAUGAUGUUUAAUCCUGAAGAGAUGAUGGCACGAGAGGAGAUUAAUGAUGUCAACAGUUAUUUAUCAAUGCAGCCAACUUUUAUUUUCUUCUAUUUAGUUCAUCGACCAUUGCCCCCCUCUUCAAUUUGAUAAUAUCUCAUCAACAACCGUAACACUGGCAUUGCAAAUAGAUUAGGAGGGCACCCACAGCUGGGUAAACCUGUGAGACAUGUAUUCUCAGCAUGUAUAUACAAUGCCAUGCCUCUCUGAUAGGCUUCUCUUUAAAAGGGUGCACGCUGUAGCAUGAACUCUGUGUAUAUUUAAUAUACCUUUCCAUGAUAUGCUGUAUGCUUCAUAUAUAUUAUAUUAUAUAAAUAAAAUAAAAUGUAUAAUAGAAAUACAUAUUUCUGUAUGCAAAUAAAUAUAUUAUACACAAAAUUGUGACAGGCACUCUGGCAUACAUGUUGUUUCAUAGGAAUAAGAGUAGACUUUAAUGUGCUCCAUUUUAAAAGAAAAUCAUACUUUGCAUUGAAGGAAAAGAUUUAAGAACAGCCAAACUCCUAUUCACAUUAAUAUUCAACUGAUUUAUCAUCUUUGAGUGUCUGGCACUGCUUUUAGAGAUCUCUUGGAGGAAUAAAUUAAUAAAUCUUGCUGGUAUCA
Molecule: messenger RNA, 6543 nt
Organism: Rattus norvegicus (Norway rat)
Lineage: Eukaryota; Metazoa; Chordata; Mammalia; Rodentia; Muridae
Source: RefSeq, a predicted model, not a curated record